Molecule: messenger RNA, 2084 nt
Organism: Budorcas taxicolor (takin)
Lineage: Eukaryota; Metazoa; Chordata; Mammalia; Artiodactyla; Bovidae
Gene: PCGF3
Product: polycomb group ring finger 3
Exons: 11
Coding region: 397-1125 (242 amino acids)
Biological process (GO): regulation of transcription by RNA polymerase II
Cellular component (GO): PRC1 complex
Source: RefSeq, a predicted model, not a curated record
CUCCUGCUCCUGGGGGAGACCCGGAGGGAGCGGCGCCCCCUCCCCCUGCCCGCGCUGGCCCCGCGUGCGCCCAGCUCGCCCGCAGCUGAGACGGCAGGUAAAGGAGAGACCUGUUGGCCUGAGCCGCUGAAGCUGCCUGUGCGGGGCCAGGCUCUGUGGAACGGCGCGCGUGGGUGACACCCCAUCCCUGUGUCUCCACAGGCUUCAGAAUGUAGCAGAAGACCUGGCUCUGCGUGCAGAAAAUGGAAACACCGCAAGAGACGCAAGGAAGGCGCAGACGUGAGGAGCCACAGCACGGAGGGCGCGGCGGACAAGGCGUGAGCGCGGCGCACCCGUAGGCGCACCAGCCGAUGCAGAGGCAGCGGGAGGGACGACGGCCUCGAGGAGAAGCCAAAGAUGCUGACCAGAAAGAUUAAACUCUGGGACAUAAACGCCCACAUCACCUGCCGCCUGUGUGGGGGAUACCUCAUCGACGCGACCACGGUGACCGAGUGUCUGCACACAUUCUGCCGCAGCUGCCUGGUGAAGUACCUGGAGGAGAACAACACCUGCCCCACAUGCAGGAUCGUCAUCCACCAGAGCCACCCCCUGCAGUACAUAGGUCAUGACAGAACCAUGCAGGAUAUUGUUUACAAAUUGGUCCCAGGCCUCCAAGAGGCGGAAAUGAGAAAGCAGAGGGAAUUCUACCACAAGUUAGGCCUGGAGGUGCCUGGAGAUGCCAAGGGGGAGGCGUGCUCUGCAAGGCAGCACCUGGACCCCCACCGGAACGGAGAAACCAAAGCGGAUGACAGUUCGAACAAAGAAGCAGCGGAGGAGAAGCAGGAGGAAGACGGUGAUUACCACCGGAGCGACGAGCAGGUGAGCAUCUGUCUGGAGUGCAACAGCAGCAAACUGCGGGGCUUAAAGCGAAAAUGGAUCCGCUGCUCAGCCCAGGCCACAGUCCUGCAUCUGAAGAAGUUCAUUGCCAAAAAACUUAACCUCUCGUCUUUCAACGAGCUGGACAUUUUAUGCAACGAGGAGAUCCUUGGCAAGGACCAUACACUCAAAUUUGUCGUCGUCACGAGGUGGAGAUUCAAGAAGGCGCCUCUCCUGUUGCACUACAGACCCAAGAUGGACCUGCUGUGAGCACCGCGGAGACGCGGCACCCAGGCGCCCGAGGGCACGCGCCAGGCGGGGCCAGAGCACGCGGGUGCUGCCCCGGGCGCCACGUGGACCGGGCCUCGAACAGAGAGUAUUUAUCACUUUUGUACGAGAGAGAAUCCACACGUGACGAGACGCUCGGCACAGGGUUACAGAUGUGAUGCGCGGGGACCAGCGUGAGGACGACGAGGUGGCGGCCUUCAUUCCAACACGUGACCUUUGCUUGCUUUCCAGGUCUUGAAAAUCUCAGUCACUUCCGUUCAGUUUAUGGAUUAGGUUUCACGAUAGUCCCAAAUACUUGUACGUUUAUUGAACCCUUCCUAAGUUAUUGAAAAAAUGUCUUUUCAUGGAGAAUGACGAUGUUUAUGUUGCCUUCAGCUUCCUGAACACUUAGAAGAUAUUUAAAAAUCUAAUCUAAAAGCAACCCAAAGAGGGCUCCAUGAGUAUCGUGAGUUAGCCACGGUAUUUCACUUUCCACGUUAGGGAACGUGAAGCCGGGGCCUCUGACCCCCGGGGGACCCAGAGCCCAGGGCAGGGUGCUGCCCCCCAGCACCAGUGCAGCUGCUCAGCAGAGCGGACGGGACCAGUCAGCGCUGGUUCUCAGAACAGCUCUUCUUCUGAAAACUUGUUUUUAUUAAAUAGGGCACAAGUUGCUCAGUGCCACUGGUUAACUUCACGCUGAUUCUUUCCCUUUUUCGUUUUGCUGAAGGAAUUGAUGGUGGUUGCGGGGGUGGGGCUGGCGCCCGGGGGUAUGUCUCCACUGAAGCCCCAGGCGUGCAGACCCCAGGGCCCGCCCGGUCCACUCUCAGCAGUGGGCACGUCCGCCCUGCCCACCGCCCUCUCCCAGAGCAGACGGCGGGGCCGGCGGGGUCCUGUGCGUCAGAAGCUGCUGUCCUGUUACUUAGGACCUAAAACCCAGCAAAGGCAGCACGCCCUCUGUUAAC